UAUAAAAAGAUCUUAUUUCAUUUUUUUCCAUUUCGUUUAAUACAUUUAGAAUAUUUUUGUUAGAUCUUUCUUAUAUCCUCUUAUAUUUUUAAAUAUGAACGAAUCGGGAUCUAAUUUAGUGACCACGUAUGCUUUUAAAGGAGGGAAAGAAUAUGUCGUAAAAAUGAAAGUGAUGGCUUUUAAACGAUGUCAAAGAUGUUUGGAAUUGACAAUAACUGAUAAAUUUACUGCUGAGGAUUGGCGAUCAUCUUAUGAUACUGCAUAUAUUGAAAAUUUGACGCAUAAAACAGGAAAUUAUAAACAGUUUGACGUAUUUGUCGCAAUGCUACAAUCAGGACUAUUAAAAACAAGCGAGUCUAUCACAUUGGAUUUAUUGACUUUUGAGGAUCUAGAAUUAUUACGUUCUCGCAAAAUUGAUAGUAGUUCUGUUUCAGCUAUGAGUAAUAAGGCAAAUAAUCGACGGUAUCUCAUUUUAACAUAUACAGUAGAAUUUGAUCGAAUCCAUUAUCCAUUGCCCUUGGAAUACUGUGGUUUGCCUGAUCCAACAAUAUUGCAAGCAACAAUAAGAAGAUUGCAAGCUGAAAUUGAAAGAUUAAAUUCUACUGGUAUGAAUAAAGAUCUUCAAAAACGGAUAGAAAAACUUACAAUCACAAAUCAAAGGUUACUUGAAGAAAAUCAUAAACUCUCUAAUGGAGGAAAGGGUAUAAGACGAUUAGCAAGUGCAAUAAGUGCAUUAGAAAAUAGCGUUGCCAAAGAACGAACAUCAUUUCGAGUACAAAUUCAAAAACUUCGUACUGAAAAUGCUGUAUUGUCUUUAAAAAUACGUCAGCUUACUGAGUCUACUACCAGAAGAUCUGGUGAUGGUAGUCCUGCGUUUAAACGUCGGACUCCUCCACCUUCUUCGCAUAGUCGUCGUUCCAUUAAUAGAAGAAGUAGAAGUCGAUCUCCUUCUAUUUCUGGUCAUUUUAAAACAUCUAGCUUAUCACCUGGUAUUACAGAUAAUUUAAAUUUCUUAUACAAUAAUAUAAAAUUCUACCAUAUUAAAAUAGUAAUUAUUUACAAGUUAAUAUCAAUAGACAAAAAUUAUAGGAAGUUCAGUGGAGUCAUUUCAAACUAAAAAUUCUUCGAAUCGGAACAUUAAAUUGAUUUUGGAAAUUUGGAAUCAAGAAUUUACACACUUCAAAAAAUGUUAAAAGAAGGAAUUAAUUUAAGUUAAAAAAAUGAAUUCAGUAAUAUUUACUCUUUAUGUAUAUACAAACUAAAUACAU
Vespa mandarinia (Asian giant hornet) is the source of this 1268-nucleotide messenger RNA. RefSeq names its product centrosomal protein CCDC61. The record is from RefSeq and is a predicted model, not a curated record. NCBI's taxonomy places the organism in Eukaryota, Metazoa, Arthropoda, Insecta, Hymenoptera, Vespidae.